AGUUACGACAGAGCGGAAGUUAUUAAAACAAGAGCGCGCCAGUUUUGUCGUGCGGAGGCAAGUCGUCCGGUAGCAGCUGUGACAGACACGUUAAUGUGCGUCAGUUGAAAGUUAAUGUGGCCGAAUUGGGAAGCGCUGCUGGUUUGGGAGCAUGGCGGUGCCGUUUGUAAAGGAUUGGGACCUUGUUCAGACACUUGGUGAAGGAGCUUACGGGGAAGUGAGGCUGCUGGUCAACAGACUGACGGAGGAGGCAGUCGCAGUCAAAGUGAUCGACACCUCGCACGCUAAAGAGUGUGCGGAAAACGUCAAGAAGGAAAUCUGCGUGCACAAGCUACUAAACCACUGCAACAUUGUGCGCUUCUUUGGCCAACGUAAGGAAGGGACUACAGUCUUCCUCUUUUUAGAAUACUGUAUAGGCGGCGAGCUGUUUGACCGGAUUGAGCCAGAUGUCGGAAUGCCAGAGAAAGAUGCUCACAAAUUCUUCCAGCAACUUGUAGCCGCUGUGGAGUACCUCCACAACAUGGGCAUCACACACAGAGACAUAAAGCCGGAGAACAUUUUGCUGGAUGACAAAGACAACCUCAAGCUGACCGAUUUUGGCCUCGCCACCAUGUUCCGGUUCAAAGGAAGGGAGCGGCCGCUGAAUCGUCUUUGCGGGACUCUCCCUUACGUCGCCCCAGAGCUGUUGAGCCAGACCAAGUACAAAGCUCAGCCUGCUGAUAUCUGGGCUUGUGGGAUUGUGCUGACUGCAAUGCUAGCUGGAGAAUUGCCGUGGGACCAGCCCUCUGAAAUCUGUCAGGAGUAUUCAGAUUGGCUGAAGAAGAAAACCUACCUGGCACCCUGGAAGAAAAUACAGCCAAUGCCCCUCUGUUUGUUGUCCAAAUUACUGUUGGCCAACCCAAAAGCACGCAUUACCAUUGCGGACAUCCAGAAAGACCGCUGGUUUGCUCAAGAAGUAAAGCAGCCACUAGGUUCGCUGAGCUCACCUGCUAAAAAAUGCCACAAAGACGAUGCUGGAGUUCUAUUGCGCACGAGCAGCGAUGACAAGAUGCAGUUUUCCAGCUCCCAGCCCGACCUGGCUGUGAGAGACUUGGAAGCCAUACUGUUCAUGGGCCAAUCGGAUGGUCAGAUUAGCUUCUCUCAGCCCACCAAACCCGAACACAUGCUGCUGGGCAGUCAGCUGGUGGGAACGCCCGGAACAAGUCAGACACCGUGGCAAAGAUUAGUGCGCCGAUUGACGCGUUUCUUCACCACCGAGAGCGCUGACUCCUCGCUAGCUUCGCUAAAAGGCGCUUGCGACAGUUUGGCCCUCAGCUACAAACUCACCGACACCAAUCAGGUGACUGUGACCACACUGGACAAACGCAAUAACAAACUCAUUUUCAAAGUCCACUUCCUGGAAAUGAAUAAAAGAGUGCUAUUAGACUUUAGGCUCUCCAAGGGGGAUGGUCUGGAGUUCAAGCGCCUCUUUUUGAAGAUAAAGGAGGAACUGUGCGGCAUCAUCUGCACUCAGAAGAAUGCGUUUUUGUUACAUGAGGCUACUGAUGACUAAACAUGAACAUGACAGGGAAGGAGGGGAGUACCCAUAUGUAUGUAGCUUAAAUGUUUUAAAUGCUAUCUCUAUCCUGGUGGUCGUUAUGUUUUGUGUUUUUCCCCCCCACUUCCUGUCGUCAUGAUUUUUUUUUUUUUAUUGUUUGGUAUGCUAUCUAUCCAUAUACCUGUUACAUCUCUGUUCAGCCUUUGUUCUAAUUGUUCUGAUACUGUUCAAUGUUUUUAAUAAAUUAAAAAAAACGUUUUUGACCGACAAUCUGCA
This is a messenger RNA of Syngnathoides biaculeatus (alligator pipefish), 1813 nucleotides long. It is a transcript of the gene chek1, whose product is annotated as checkpoint kinase 1. Gene Ontology annotation, cellular component: cytoplasm. NCBI's taxonomy places the organism in Eukaryota, Metazoa, Chordata, Actinopteri, Syngnathiformes, Syngnathidae. Gene Ontology annotation, biological process: microtubule cytoskeleton organization; protein phosphorylation; DNA damage checkpoint signaling. The record is from RefSeq and is a predicted model, not a curated record. Gene Ontology annotation, molecular function: protein serine/threonine kinase activity; ATP binding; tau-protein kinase activity. Bases 152 to 1552 code for a protein of 466 amino acids. The transcript has 14 exons.